UAGCAAGGUCACAUGAUCCAAGGAGGCCCAUGAUCCGAGAGAUCCUUUGCAACUUGCCUAACAUAUAUAUAUUAACCUAAGAGACAUUCCUCCUUCAAGAAACACCUCUUUGCAUGUGCCCCUCGCACGGGAUUCCUUUUGCUUAUUAUUAUUUUUUUUCUAUUUUCGGUUUUUUUUUAUAUGGCAAUGAAGAUUUUUUUUUUUUUUUUGGGAAAUAAAGUAGCAUUUUGUGAUAUAAAGGAUUCAGAAGAUCAGCAAAGGAUUCUAACGUUCAUAAAGCUCUCUCAUAUUGUGUACAAGUACAAAAUCUGAAAUCCCAGUCUACGAGGGAAGGGUUUUGUUAAAUGUCAUUAAUCCAAGCUAAGUUUUUAUUUAAUCUAUGUUGUCUGCUCUUCAAAGAAAUCUGAGUUAGCCUCUCGAGGCCAUUGUUUCCUCUGCUGCCUUCAUUCCUAUCAAUCCCAUGGUGCCACGUAGCACCAUCCCAUGACAAACACCGACACAAUGUAUUAGCCUACGGGGCUGUUACCCAUCAUCCGUCACCCUUAACGGCACCGGAAACCAAGAGUUGCCCUGUGCACACUCGUGCAUGGAUGCAUACACAUUUCCAAGAUCCUAGCUAGCUACUACACUCAAACAAAACAACACCAUUCAUGACCUUAAUUAGGGCUUAACUUGACUCGCACAUUCUUGAAUACUCCCUAUAUGCGAGUGAAGAGGGCGUAAGAGAGCUCACCAGGGUAUUUUAACUUCUAUGAAGCAGCUUUGAAGCAAUUUGGGACAUGGACCGAGGAUGGAAGCCUAAUGUUGAGAUAUCACUAAGCUGUCCUCGGUGUGGUUCUUCAAACACUAAAUUUUGUUACUACAACAACUACAGCUUAACGCAACCUCGAUACUUCUGCAAAGCUUGUAGAAGGUAUUGGACUAAAGGUGGAUCCCUAAGGAACGUCCCCGUGGGUGGUGGUUGCAGGAAGAACAGGAGAGGGAAGUCGUUAAGGAUUUCCACUUCUGAUGUUGCUCACUCUAGAAGCUUCGGUUAUAGGGGUGCUUUCUCUAAUAAAGGGGUUUCCUCUGUUGAGUGUUGUAGCUCUUCCAUGACAUCUGAUGGUUCACUUAUUGAUCUUGCACUUGUUUAUGCAAAUUUCUUGAAUCCUCAUCAGCCACCAAAUUCCCAGAGUACUACUGCUGCUACUACUACUGGUUUUGAAAUGCAAGAAUUGGGUACUAGUGAUUUUGAUCCAUCUCUUGAUUUUACUACCAUUCCAAACUCAAAUUUGGAAUCAACUAGCGUUCAACUACAUGAAGACAAUCACAACAGUCUAAAUCUUGCUGGGUGCCUCGCUACUAUCUCUGGUUCUUACAUGGAAGCUCCUUUGAAUGAUAAUGUUCAUCACUUGAUGUACUAUUGUGGGGUGAACUCACAGCACAUGCACCAAGCUGAUGAUAAUAAGGUUCAACAAUGCAUAAGUACUCAUCAUGAAUCAAUCCACUAUGGGUUGCCACCAUUGCCAGGAGAGGAGAUAGGCUCUCAUCCACAGAUAUUGUGUUCCAAUUCUCACUUGAUGAGUAAUGAUCAUACCCUGCAAGUGACCCAAGAGCCUGUUGUUGGACCUGAAACUCAAGAGUCUAAUCUAAUGUUCGGUAACUGGGAUCCCUUCGAUUUUUCUAUUGAUAAUACUGUAUCAAGUAAUCUAUACAUGUAAACCUGAACUUAAAAUAAUGUAUAUGCAAAUGGCAUGCACCUGCAAUUUGAUUUUC
Hevea brasiliensis (rubber tree) is the source of this 1755-nucleotide messenger RNA. RefSeq names its product dof zinc finger protein DOF3.5-like. Gene Ontology annotation, molecular function: DNA-binding transcription factor activity; DNA binding. The transcript has a single exon. Gene Ontology annotation, biological process: regulation of DNA-templated transcription. The coding region runs from base 780 to 1700 and encodes 306 amino acids. The record is from RefSeq and is a predicted model, not a curated record. NCBI's taxonomy places the organism in Eukaryota, Viridiplantae, Streptophyta, Magnoliopsida, Malpighiales, Euphorbiaceae.